UAUUGCCUCAACUUCACACAGCUAGCUGGUCGUCCUUAGCACCCGGCCACCACCAUCGCUCUGCAGUACUAGUCUCUUCCUUCCUCUCUGUUCUUGAUGACAUGUUUUCGUACGUAUGACCUAAACUCCUAAAGGGAGCCAUUUUGACAAAUACCAUCUAAUCGAUCCAGCUGUCCAUUUCAACUCACCAUGCAAAGCCCGGCAGAGAAAAAACCAGGCGUUUGCACCUACCUUGCUCAAUGGCCAAUUUACUCGCUAGCUUGGUCAGUCCGCCACGACAAGAAUUCUCGCCUCGCCAUAGGAAGCUUCCUUGAAGACUAUAGCAACAAGGUGGAGCUCCUCCAAUUCAACCACGAAACGUCUGAUUUUGCCACCGACAGCCGCCUAGUCUUUGACCACCCUUAUGCACCCACCAAGCUCAUGUUCUUCCCCUCCGAGGACGCCAUGAACCCCGACCUCAUAGCCACCUCCGGCGACUAUCUCCGACUGUGGGAAAUCCACGACGACCGGAUUGAGCUGAAGGCCCUUCUCAACGGCAACAAGAGCAGCGAAUUCAACUCUUCCAUUACUUCUUUUGAUUGGAUGGAAUGUGACACGCGGCGAGUGGCGACGGCCAGCGUGGACACCACUUGUGUGAUUUGGGACAUAGAGAGGGAAAUCGUCGACACCCAGUUGGUAGCACAUGACAAAGAAGUGUAUGAUAUUUCAUGGGGGGGCUUCAAUGUUUUUGCUUCAGUCUCCGGCGAUGGUUCCCUGAGGGUUUUCGAUUUAAGAGACAAAGAAAGAUCGACCAUAAUAUAUGAAAAUCCAGUCAGAGAUACUCCGUUGUUGAGGUUAGAGUGGAACAAGGCUGAUCCGAGGUUCAUGGCGACAGUUGGGAUGGACAGCAACAAGGUGGUUGUACUGGACAUUAGGUUCCCUACAACCCCGUUGAUGGAACUUGCCAAGCAUAAGGGGAGUGUAAAUGCUGUGUCAUGGGCCCCGCGUAUCGGACGGCAACUGUGCUCGGGUGGAGAUGAUUCAAGGGCGUUGAUAUGGGAGGUGGUGGAGAUGGGUUUUCGAUCAGAAAUUAACGGUGAUGUGGAGCCAGAAAUGUGGUAUGGGUCAACGGCUGAGAUCAAUCAAGUACGUUGGUCGCCGAUGGAGUUGGAUUGGAUUGGUAUUGCUUUCUUAAAUAAGCUGCAGAUCUUGAAGGUUUAGAGAAAUUUCAAUAUUAUUGUCUACUACUUACAAAAUAAAAUAAAAUAAAAUAAAAAAUUUAGAUUAUCUAAUA
Alnus glutinosa is the source of this 1273-nucleotide messenger RNA. RefSeq names its product WD repeat-containing protein LWD1-like. The record is from RefSeq and is a predicted model, not a curated record. Gene Ontology annotation, cellular component: nucleus. The coding region runs from base 190 to 1200 and encodes 336 amino acids. Lineage: Eukaryota; Viridiplantae; Streptophyta; Magnoliopsida; Fagales; Betulaceae. The transcript has 2 exons. Gene Ontology annotation, molecular function: protein binding.